AUGAAUGACCGCCAUGAGCAAAUCAACGAAUCACACAAGAGAACCCUUCAAUGGAUUUUUGAGGAACCCAAAAGCAAGAUCCAUCGAUGGGACAAUUUCAGCACCUGGCUGAAGACUUCUACCCCGACUCUUUACUGGAUCAAUGGGAAAGCAGGAUCUGGGAAGUCAACGUUAAUGGAUUUUCUAUGUGGCCAUCAAAUCACAAACGCACUCUUGCGAUUAUGGUCGAAUGACGGCCCCAUUAUUACGGCUAACUUCUUUUUCUGGCUCGGUGGAGUGCAUUCUCUACAACGAACGCAGAAGGGCCUCCUUCGAUCACUGUUAUACCAGAUUCUGAGCAAGAAUCGAGGACUCGUUCCCAUUGCUUUCCCAGCAUUCCUUGACGACGAGUUUCCGCCAGCCACGUGGCAUAACAGUGCUCUAGAAACAGCAUUUCGAAACAUUUUCAAGCAGAAUGCCAUCUCGGUCAAGGCGUUUCUCUUAGUGGAUGGGCUCGACGAAUACCAGGGUGAUAUGCAGAGUAUGGCACAAUUUUUCAGAGAGCUGUCCACUUAUCAAACACUGAAGGUGUGCGUUUCGAGUCGUCCACUACCAGUCUUCAAUAAAGUCUUCAAAGACGCACGAACUCUGAUGCUGGAGUAUUUAACCUUUGAUGAUAUCCAGAUGUACGUCGGUGACAAAUUGGGCAAUAAUGAGCUAUUGAAAGAUCUCUGCAUAAGCGAAGGAGACGCAAAAGUGGAUGCUCUACUACUAGAUAUUGUCACCAAGGCAAGAGGUGUCUUUCUGUGGGUAGAGAUCGUGGUUAGAUCCUUGAUAGAAGGAUUGACCAACGAGGACCAACUAUCCGACCUUCAGAGCAGAGUUGAUACAUUCCCCGAGGAGUUGGAAGAUCUCUAUGGGCAUAUGAUGAAGAAGGUCAACCCUAUCUACAGCAAGCAGUCAUCGCGGCUGUUUCGAAUCAUGCGUGCAUUCCAAGCACGCCGUUACGGCGAGGGACAUCAUGAUCCAAUGCAAGCUCGCCUUACGGUUCGAAAACUCAUGUUUGCUUCUCGAGAUGCCCAGAUGGCGCUCGAAAGCGAGGUGGGACCUUUGACACUUGAGGAGCAGAGAGCGCAAUACCGAAGCCUGGAAUUACGGUUGAAAACGCACUGUUCCGGCCUCUUGGAAAUCGUGCACAAGGAAUUCAUGGGACUCUGGUAUCCCAAGGACCUACCCGACUGCCCCCAAUUAAAAGAACUCGAAUCAAGUGUAGAGUACAUCCACCGGACUGCUCGCGACUAUUUAGGACAACCAAACGUAUGGGCUAAGAUUUUGGUAGACUCUAGGGAGGGUUCAACGGACUUCGAUCCUUAUCUCAACCUUCUGGCGGGAACGAUACUUGCCCUGAAGAAAGCGCCAGUGUUGCAUGACAGACAGGAGGUCAUAAAAUCCAGCCUGAGUGUGAUCCCGUUAGUCGAAGAAGCUAUGGGGUACUCGAUCUUUGUCCAACAAAGCUCACGGUCAGAAAUGGUGGCUUUGAUUGAUGAAGUCGAGUCCGUCAUGGGAAAUCACUGGAGUUCUUGGCUUCAACGGGUCAUGAGGCCAGAGCACGUUUCUACCGGUGUCCUUGAUCACUUCUCUGAUCUGGUAUAUGAGGGCUGGUCCAAAGAUACCGAUAACCCCCUCUCUGAACAUUACCCUGGGUCUCUUCUGACUCUAGCAGUGCGCUUCUGUCUGGUAGAGUACGUAGGUAUCAAACUUAAUCAAGGCACCGCAUCAGCCGAGAGGAGUGGGAUACCGUUGCUUGAUUAUGCUGCUAGGCCACUUUCCCUGUAUGUUACCUUCGCUGCCGACCUUGCCCCUCUUAGGAUGAUCACACUGCUCUUCCUAGCGGGAGCAAACCCUAACGAGUCCUUCCAUGGGCGAACUCCUUGGGAGACAUUGCUCAGGACAGUCCGCCUCAUCCAAAGCAACCGCUCUGGAUUUGGGCAAAAGGAAUUUGUCGCAUUCCAAGAGAUGUGGCUCAAAAUUGUCGAGAUUUUUGUGAAGAGGGGAGCCUCGCCAUCUGCCGUCUGCACUAUCACCGGGCAUUACAUCACGGAUAAGGUUCACGAGAAUCGCACCUACGGCGCUGCAAGUUUGAUCAAGGAGGGAUUCGACAUUUCGGAAAGGCCGGGAAACCAAAGAUGUGGAAAUCGGCAAUGGGGCCCUAUCCAAGACAGGGCUAGAGUCAUACUCGACAUGCUGGAAGAGAGAAGAGAUACAGAGGAAGAACAAUUAGUGGUUCUGGAAAGUCCUGAUGCGAAGUUGAGCAUCUCUUCAAAAAAGGGGUCAAAGUGUUGCUUUCAAUGA
This is a messenger RNA of Hyaloscypha bicolor E, 2331 nucleotides long. RefSeq lists its product as uncharacterized. Lineage: Eukaryota; Fungi; Ascomycota; Leotiomycetes; Helotiales; Hyaloscyphaceae. The coding region runs from base 1 to 2331 and encodes 776 amino acids. The transcript has a single exon. The record is from RefSeq and is a predicted model, not a curated record.